AUUGACAGAGCUGUCAGUGUUGCUGCAGUUACACAAACCAUGGCCACUCCACAGACCCUUCUGAUUAUUGGAAUAUUUGUUUUAGUAGGUUUUGAUGGAUGUUUCUCCGUAAGUCCUGAGGAGGAGCAGAACCCAAACUUUUGGUAUAACAAGGCUAAAAAGGCUCUUCAUGCAUCCAUCUCCAUGACGUUCAACAGGCACCGAGCUAAAAAUCUUAUCCUCUUCCUUGGAGAUGGCAUGGGAAUCAGCACUGUAACCGCAGCAAGAAUCAUGAAGGGACAGAUGGAAGGGAGGACAGGAGAGGAGAGUGUUUUGGCCAUGGACACAUUCCCUCAUCUGGCUCUCUCCAAGACCUACAAUGUUGAUCAGCAGAUGCCUGACAGUGCAGCAACAGCCACUGCAUAUCACUGUGGUGUGAAGGCAAACUAUGGCACUCUGGGUCUCAGUGCAGCCGCACGCCGCAAUAACUGCAGCAGCGUUGAAGGCAACGAGGUCAAAUCAAUUCUUCAUCAGGCAAAGAUGGCAGGGAAGUCUGUUGGCAUAGUAAGCACGACACGUGUUCAGCAUGCAUCACCCGCUGCCAGUUACUCCCACUCCCCUGAAAGAGACUGGUACAGUGAUAAAGAGCUGACCUCUGAAGCUAUUACAGGGGGAUGCAAGGACAUUGCAUACCAACUCAUCCAUAAUACUGAUAUAAACGUUAUUUUAGGUGGUGGAAGACAGUACAUGUUUCCCAAGGAAACCUUUGAUCCUGAAUACCCCACAUUUACAGGGAGCCGACAAGACAAAACAGAUCUAGUUCAAGAGUGGUUAAAAAACAGAAAAAAUUCCAAAUAUGUGUGGAAUAAAAAAGACUUUGAUGCUGUCAAAGAGGAACAAACUGAUUACUUGAUGGGGCUUUUUGAGCCAAAGGACACUAGGUAUGAGUUGGAACGAGACCCUUCAAUGGAUCCAUCGUUGACAGAGAUGGUGGAAAAAGCUAUCAAGAUUCUUAGCAAAAACUCUAAAGGAUUCUACCUCUUUGUGGAAGGUGGGAGAAUAGAUCAUGGCCAUCAUGCAGGCCAGGCCAAGUACGCUUUGACUGAGGCUGUGGAAUUUGACAGGGCCAUUGCGCGGGCAGCUGAGCUGACAAGUGAACUUGACACCUUGUCCGUGGUGACUGCUGACCAUUCCCAUGUGUUUUCUUUCGGUGGCUACUCUUACAGGGGCAAUCCUGUGCUAGGCACUUCCUAUUCAAAAGCUGAAGAUGGUAAGAGCUUUACUAAUGCACUUUAUGGAAAUGGUCCAGGAUACCCGACUGGAACUCGUCCCGACAUGAAUGACACAAUCUCAAGCAGUGAUGACUAUCUUCAGCAGGCUGCUGUACCUCUUGAUUCAGAAACUCAUGGUUCUGAGGAUGUUGCAAUUUUUGCCAAAGGACCAAUGGCCCACCUCUUCCACGGAGUCCAAGAGCAGAGUUACAUACCUCAUGCUAUGGCUUACGCUGCCUGUAUUGAGCCAUAUGCUGACUGCUUGCUAGAAAGUGUAGAUCACUCUGGACAACUAUGCACUCAGUUCAGCCUCCUGGUUCUGAUAUUGAGCUUGCUGUCCUCACUCACAGCCCUAAUAUAAUGUGACUAAAGGGGGGUGAGGUGCACUUUAUUUAGCAUGCUUGUACAUCACAGUACAUUUGCACGUUUUUCCAAUCCAGCUGCAACAUUAUCUAGACAACUGGAAAGUAGGAUGACUUCUUCUACAUUGUUUGCAAAUACAGUUUGGUUGUUGAAAUAUCUUUUAAAUCCUCUGUGAGGACAUGAAUAAUUUCAGAGGAGAUUGUAGCACCUAUUUCUCUAAGUGGUGAGCAAUUACUGAUUUAUAAAUGUCAAUAAAAUCUGGCAUCUAGAAACUGUACUUACCUUUAUAUUGUACAUUUCUCUAAUGCCACUCAACAAAUGGACGUAUAAAUCAGUAACCUCUGUGUAGACUUAAUUUAUGUUUAAAAACAAUACUUCAAACAUUUACCUUCACAAUGCUGGCUAUUAUGAUGCAUUAUAAAUAUUGUGGAUAUUGGGAACAAUGUGAUUCACUAGUGCUAUCUCCAGGUAAAAAAAUAACUAAAUAAAAUAAAGUGGUUUGAAAGAUA
Megalobrama amblycephala (Wuchang bream) is the source of this 2122-nucleotide messenger RNA. RefSeq names its product alkaline phosphatase, intestinal, tandem duplicate 2 (gene alpi.2). The record is from RefSeq and is a predicted model, not a curated record. Lineage: Eukaryota; Metazoa; Chordata; Actinopteri; Cypriniformes; Xenocyprididae. Gene Ontology annotation, molecular function: alkaline phosphatase activity. The transcript is spliced from 11 exons. Gene Ontology annotation, cellular component: plasma membrane. The coding region runs from base 40 to 1611 and encodes 523 amino acids. Gene Ontology annotation, biological process: dephosphorylation.